Messenger RNA from Dufourea novaeangliae, 1776 nucleotides. RefSeq names its product protein APCDD1-like. The record is from RefSeq and is a predicted model, not a curated record. The transcript has 6 exons. Gene Ontology annotation, molecular function: Wnt-protein binding. NCBI's taxonomy places the organism in Eukaryota, Metazoa, Arthropoda, Insecta, Hymenoptera, Halictidae. Gene Ontology annotation, biological process: negative regulation of Wnt signaling pathway. Gene Ontology annotation, cellular component: plasma membrane. Bases 1 to 1776 code for a protein of 591 amino acids.
AUGCUACCCGAUAUUGGUCGUACGGCUUUUCUGGAAUGGGAAAGGGAGGAAGAUCGAUGCGAUGCGAUCGUGCAACGAAUCGUUACAGAAGAUAGAGCAACAGUAACGGACGAUGCACCGUCUAGACUUCACUCGAUCUGGUUAUCGCAACAAUGCGAAACGCGUGCCGGACCUGAACACGUGAUACGAAAAUACGGUUUCUUCGAAAACAGCACAUUUCUUUUGUUACGAUUCCAUUACGCCGAAGAAUCGUGUAGUAUCGCAACUUAUGGUAUAGUGGCGCGUGGUUCGAUCGAAAUUUCUUCACCGUCCAUCAAAGUUCCCGGUGCCACUGAAGCUAACGUUCGGUUGGACUCGGUUCAUUUGAUACCGUUUACCAGACAGGUUGCUCAUAAAUUUGGACGUAGAAUAAAUACAAAUUGUGGCGGCGGCGACGGUGGCAUGGAAACAAAAUGGCGUCCGUACCGGGCUCAACUAAUUUACGAACGGCCGGUCGAUAUUUCGUCGAGUCCGAGUCUGGAUUCUCGUGGGCUGAACUCGAAUUCGUUUGAAAGCCGUUUACGAAGGCCGAAAAAUCGAGACACGUUCAGUUGCUUGGAAUUCCUUGGCGUCGAGUUCACCGAGCUAAAGUUAUUCCGUGUCGAGAAGAGAAGAAUCGGGAUAUCGAGCGUUUCUGGAUCGUCGAAUCGAGACUCGGUCGACAGGAACCAGCUGGGAAUGAGAAUUGAACUGCUACUCGGUGGAUCACCUCGAAACGGACGUUUUUUCAAGUUCCCCACGCAAACGCCGAGCCGAUUGCAGCCUGUGACGUUACUACGCGCCGAUACGGUGUCCGACUGUCCAAUUUGUGGGAACGUGUUGCGCGCGACAGAGUACAAUCCGCCACUGUUGCACCAAGCUCCGACGCUGCCAGCGUUGAUCGGUGGACUUUGGCUGAGCCAAAGGUGUGAAAGCGUCGAUGAAGGUUUCUGGACUAGAAGGGUGUUUCGAAUCUAUUCGGCGGAAGGUCGAUGGGCAGCGCGUUGGACGUACUACGCCGACUCUACGUGUUCGAUCCUUUUGUAUACAGUUACCGCGGCCGGCACUUACCUGCAACGAGCCUUGAGAAGAAAACGACAAAUUCUGAGUGCUAGAAACGAUGUCGAACCAUCAUUGUAUUCGAAUCUUGCCGCGCACGACGCGUUUGCUCGCGACAUUAACCUUGGAGUCGGUGAACCGUUGGAAAGGUCGGACUCGAAUCUCUAUCCCGUUCGGAUGUCGCGAAGUUUUGGAGGAUCCGAGACUGGAUUACCGAUUGCUGCUUCGACCGUGCGACAAGGACGUCGUCGAAGUAGACCGAAAACGGGCUAUUUCGAGUCCGCCAAUCGAAUCGUCCAUUUUUCUGGGAAAAACGUUGCGCCGUUACCUUCCGGAACGAUUGAAUUGAAAUUACAAGUGAUGGAGAGUCGUUCGAUUCCCACCGACAGACUGAUCGAACUGCUGGCUCGUUGCGAUGCAACCAGGGAAACAUUUACGGAUUCCGGAAACGCGACAGAGUCGAUUACAGAUGACGCUAUUUCAAUAACCUUGUCGAAGAACUGUAUACCCCAAACAGUCGAGGCUCCAGCGAUUUUGAUGUUCAAGGCGAGAGUAAAUCUUGAUUGGAACGGUGACUAUGCAUUGCUUUUAGCAUCGUGGAAGGACGAUGUUUGGGAGGCGCCUCUUCUGCGAUGCUCCGACAACGAGAGCAAAACAAAAAAUUGGUCCAAAAUGGGUAACUCUCCUGUAUGUAUGUAA